Diabrotica balteata is the source of this 1599-nucleotide messenger RNA. Lineage: Eukaryota; Metazoa; Arthropoda; Insecta; Coleoptera; Chrysomelidae. The record is from the annotation of a GenBank genome assembly.
AUAACAUAUGGAUAACAUUUCAAAUGAGGGUUUUACCGAAUGAUAUACUGAACAUUAGUAACUUUAUACAUAUAUUAUUUAUAGACAACAAUUUAUUGUAUACGCUUAGGUUAUUAUCUUUAAAAAAAUGGAAUUUGUACAUAUUUUGGUAAUGUUGCUGUUUGGAACAGCUACAAAAGCUUAUAAAGAUAAUCUAGUCGAUCCUCAUGAAAUGGUUAUGAAUACAGGCCGUCACAGAAUGCAUGUUGAUGAAGAAAUAGUUCUAAAACCCUCGUUUAGUGAAGGUGAUAAAAACAAAAAUCAAGAGUGCUAUAAAGCUCCAUUAAAAGAAGAAACAAUGGCAAUUAUGUACUUGAAGAGAACUGUUAGUCUUUUACUUUCAAGUAGUAGUUUAGAGCAGAACAGUGUUGAUGAAUAUACUGGUUCUUAUCAGUAUGUGUCAAACAGCGAGGAACAUGAAUUUUUGAAGACUUUUGUUAAUAGUAAAGAGCUAAGUGAAGAACAUAUGAGAAGACUGGAUACAGUCUUGAGCACCUUAUUUUCUAAGUCAAACCAGGAUAGUAUGUUUAAGUUUAAUACAUGUAUUUCAAGAGAAGACUUGGCCGAAAUAUUUAAUUCGAAGUUUUUGAUGGGUCUAUUCAUAUUUAUAGCUGUAAUCGCACUGUUUGUUUUCCUCAAAAGCAACUAUGGGUUUUUGUUUAUUAUUGCAUAUUUCUUGACAGUUAUGUUAAUUGUAGAUUAUGGGAUGAGGUAUCAUCAACUUUAUGAGGCUGCAGAAGAGCACAACCUUGCUUUAAAAUAUGAUUCAGUGUGUGAUACAACCAAAAUGACUUGGUCAGAAUAUUUUAAAUUUACCUUAAGCCAAAAAGAUUGUGAGAGGAAGAUUGUAACACCCUUAGAUGUUGGUCUCAAUCAACUGAAAUACAUCAUAAUAGUACCAUUGGAAUCUGUGGGUGCUGGUAUGGGGAAAUUUGGUGCACAGUUGUGGGAUAAGCUUCCAUUUCCUUGGAACAUUUUGAUGUUUCCACUGAUGCUGUUGUUCACCCUUGGAAUAGUUUUUUUAUAUGUUUUGGCUGUUAGAAAUACAAGCUUCAAACUGAAACUGCUUCACCUGUUCAAUUUGGAAUUGGGCGGCGAUAGAAAUGAAGAAAACCGAAUAGGAGGGAAGACAUUGGAUAGGUUUUUGCAGACUUUAAAUCACAGACCACUAAUACAAGAUACUAGAAGUACUCCACCAAAAGAAGAACCCAAGAAAAUUAAAGAGAAGUGGACUCCCAAAAAGAAAGAGGAAAAAUGUGUGAGUGAGAAUUCUCCCACCAAACCCAACAAAAUUAAAGAGAAGUGGACUCCCAAAAAGAAAGAGGAAAAAUGUGUGAGUGAGAAUUCUUCCACAAAAGAUGUAAACAAUUGCAGUAAAAGUGGAAAAGCUGAUGAAGUCAAAGAGGUGUCUUCAAAAAAUAAGCAAAAUAUAAAUGAAUCAGUUAAAGCUGAUAGUGAAUCGAAAAAAAAACAGUGAUUUGAGUACUAGUAGUAACUAAGUGUUAAGUUUUAUUAGGCAUUAUACAUGCUUCUUUAUUUUUAAUAAAUUUUUAUGAGUAA